This is a messenger RNA of Cyprinodon variegatus (sheepshead minnow), 2132 nucleotides long. It is a transcript of the gene rflnb, whose product is annotated as family with sequence similarity 101 member B. Gene Ontology annotation, biological process: skeletal system morphogenesis; actin filament bundle organization; negative regulation of bone mineralization involved in bone maturation. The transcript has 3 exons. The record is from RefSeq and is a predicted model, not a curated record. NCBI's taxonomy places the organism in Eukaryota, Metazoa, Chordata, Actinopteri, Cyprinodontiformes, Cyprinodontidae. Gene Ontology annotation, molecular function: filamin binding. The coding region runs from base 273 to 884 and encodes 203 amino acids. Gene Ontology annotation, cellular component: actin filament bundle.
ACGAGCCGCGGGUGGCCGCUCUGCUCAGUCAAUCCGAGUCCCGCACUGAAGAACAGCCCCUGCCCCCACCCCCUAUUAGGAAGCUGGAAGUCUGAUCAGUUUAUAUUAAUGUGAAGGAAGUGGAAUCCUCCCCCUCAGGUUAAUGAUAUUUCCAGCCUGCAGCGCUGCGCUCAGCACGGGAAGGAGUUCUGCUGCAACACGGGGGACGCAACUUCUCUUUCAUAAGCCGCGGCUCGCGCACUCCGCAGGACUUUCGCAACUUUUCACCAGAUAUGGUUGGAGAAUUGAAGUUGCUAAAUGUAAUCGACGGAGAUCCUCUGGGUAUGAACUGCAGCAGGACUGAGAGAGGACUCGAUAGCCCGGACUCUGGGUUACCCCCCAGCCCGAGUCCCAAUGCCUGGCUGCAGCCUGCGUCUGCAGAGAGAGCCGGUGGGGUGACCCCGGGGUCUGAGGACGAAGGAAGGGCCCCUCUGAUUUCACUCGCACCAGCUGGAAAUCUGCAACUGCAGCCUCUGUCCUUUGGAGAAGGCAUAUCAAUUGAUCUGUUACCACCAAAGGAACUGAGAUACACAUCAUUUGUGAAUUAUGACUCAAAACGUCACUUCAUUCAAAACGUGGCCCUCCAGCUAUGGGGCCAGGGCCUCGAACACUACCAGCAGACAAUAGUUGCUUUGCCGCACAGCACUUGGCGCCACUACAAGACCCAGCUGGACUUCCAGCCCCGCCAUCGACCCCACCGCUAUAAGAGCACCACCAUCAUCUACCCCAAGAAAACCAGCACUGUCUAUGUAACGGAGCUCAGCUACGACUCCCACCGGCUCUCCAGGCGUUUCUUGUCCAGUGUGGAGUUGGAGGUGGUUGGCGGCAGUAGACUGCCUCAGUGAAGAAGGAGGAGAUCUUGGCUCCAUGCUCCCCCUCUGAAGAUGCACUGAAAGUCAGUUCAAGCUCAGUUGUUGAUUUCUACUUAGAACGAUCAGCAACAUCCAUAGACUCUAUUUCUUUUCCUCUGGGUCACUGUUUUUAUUUUUUUCAAGCCGACCUGAGUGGGCUGGAGGUAAUCACAGUUAAAGCAGCUGUGCCCCCCUCUUUAGGCCUUUUAAAACUCAAAAUCUAAAUAGGAGCAUCUACCAAAUACUCUUAUUCUAGUGUUUCUUUUUCUGGUUUACCCUGAUGUUCCUGCUUGAUCAGAGAGCUUCUUUCUGGAAGGAGGGGGCUGUGCUUGCUUUGAAGCUAAUGUGGAUGUUUGCCACUGAUCUGUUGUGUAGCUUCCUUUUGGUCUCUUUCCAAAGCUAAAGAUUGGAAGGAUCUGCUCAGCCAUAGCACAGAUAAGAAUGGGUUUAAGAUUGUUUUUCUAUAUAUUUAUGGGCAUUUAAUUGAGGCGGGGUAAACCCCGCACAGGUCGCCAGUCUAUGGCAGGGCAACACAACCAUGCACACACACACACACACACACACACACACUCUUAAGAACAAAUUAGAGAAGACCCAACAGUCAUGUUUGUUGACUGUGGGAGGAAGCUGGAGUACUCCCCAUAUUCAUGCAGAAAGACCACUUUUAAAUGCUUUAAGGAGGCAUUUCUUUUCAGAAAACUAAUUAGAUCAGUGUAAUUAGUUUGGAUAUGAGAGUAUUAUUUAGCAGGUUACCUAGGACUUAAACAGCUAACAAAUGAUUUCCAUGUUCUGUGCAAAUUGAAGACCUUUUCCAAAGCCUUGUGCAUUUUUGUUUUUAUUUUUAGAGAACUCUGUGUUUAGGUGCACAGCAUAAAGUAGAGCUCUUCACAUGACUCAUUCCAAGCAGUAUGCAUGUACCACUCUGGUGUUGUGCAUGCUAUGAAGAUGUACUGUUUGUUAGUGUGUACGUUUUGAUUAACCAGGUAGCACAGAUGGCACCUAAGUAAGGUAUUCAUUAAUAAGUGCGCUAAUCACUGGCUUAAAACAUUCCACUACUUUUCUAGCUGUUGUGAUUUGAUUUUUAAAUUUGUAUUUAUUCAGGUUGAGAUUUUAAAUGCUAAUAAUUAUACCCUUUCCAUUUCUGUUUUUUGUCAAUUUCUUUUGAAAUGCCAUAUGUUUUUGUGGCUUUUUAAUUCAAUCACUUGUUGGAUGUGUAGUUAAAAUAAAAGGAACACAUGUUCA